UAAAAAUUCGCGCGAUGAUGUAAUUAAUGCGACGCUAAUGCCAUCUUCAGACUUGACACAUGCGCUGUAAAAAGCGGCAAGUGUUUACAUGUAUCACAUGUUUAUAGAUUAUGUAUUGUUGAAAUUUAGAGUUAGUAAAAAUAAGAAAGUAAUUGUUAAUAGAAAAUGUUGAGAAUUAUUUCUACUUUGAUAAGGUCUCCAAUCGUUGAACCUUUAUGUUCACGAUUGAAUCCUAGUCAGUUCUCGAAUUGGAGAUGUCUUCAUUUAACAUAUCCACAGUUCAGAGAUCCAGAUAAAGAAAUGAGAAGAAGAUUACCGAAAAAUCGUCUUGCUGUUGAAGGAGAGCAUGUCGUAGAUAUCGAUGAAGUUAUUUCAAAAUCCAAUUUAUUCCCUGAUAUGCAUACACCUAAUAAAUUAUUCAAUGGGAUUCCUUUCAAAGAUGUUCCAGUAGUUACUAUUAAAGUUUCUAAAAAUAAUACAAUUAUGACAUUAAGAGAUUCUAAAAAUAUGACGAAAGCCCAGAAAAGUUGUGGCACAGAAGGUUAUAAAAAUGCUAAAAAAGGAACAAAUAUUGCUGCUCAAGCAACUGGUAUAGCAAUGGCUACAAGAGCAUUAGAGCUUGGUUUUAAAACAAUCCGAGUUUGUGUGAGAGGUCUAGGGCCAGGGAGAAUGGCUUCUGUAAAAGGUCUUGAAAUGGCCGGAAUGGAUAUUAUAUCGAUUACAGAUACCACUAGGGUAACCUGGACUCCUCUUCGUCCUAGAAAAGCUCGAAGAGUAUAAAUUUUUUAUGAAUUCAAUAAAUUGAAUAAUGAUGAUUAUUAUAUUAAUAAUUAAAAAAUCAUUUUAGAAUAAAAUUAUUUAUUAUUUUAUGUACAAGUU
Messenger RNA from Chelonus insularis, 879 nucleotides. RefSeq names its product mitochondrial ribosomal protein S11 (gene mRpS11). Bases 166 to 780 code for a protein of 204 amino acids. Gene Ontology annotation, molecular function: structural constituent of ribosome. Gene Ontology annotation, biological process: mitochondrial translation. NCBI's taxonomy places the organism in Eukaryota, Metazoa, Arthropoda, Insecta, Hymenoptera, Braconidae. Gene Ontology annotation, cellular component: mitochondrial small ribosomal subunit; ribosome. The record is from RefSeq and is a predicted model, not a curated record. The transcript has 5 exons.